AUGAAAACAAGGUCUUUUAAGAGGUACGCUAAAGUAAUCAAACGGGCUAUAGCGAUCUGUAUCACGGUAAGUUUUCAGAGCAGUCCUUGGCACUGAACCAAUUUCCUGCCCCACACACAUGAGGAGAGAGGCCCACUUCACACAUGAAGUCGCCUAUGGCACCUUGAGCCAAGAGAUGUUCUUUAUUAAAAGUGCAAGGUAUUAUGAAAUAGCUCCCUUAAAAAUAGUGCAUCGUUGUGGAUUGUUGCUGAUCAAGCAAUGGGUGCUUUUCCUUCCAUUUCGCUACUUUCCCCCUUUAGCUGAGACAUUUAUGAGAAUUAUUUAUUGGAAUUUAUUAGCGACACUUAGUACCAGAAUGCUUUCAGAAGGCAUUCCUGCCCCUGGGCAAGAGAUUUCAAACUAAAAAUCGGAACACGGAACAUGUCAUUUCAAAAAUGUGUGUUCACCAUUCUGUGUGUACAUUACUUCUGUUAUAAAAGAAGUAUGAAAUGAGAACUUGUGGGACAAUGACGGUCUCAGUGUUGUUUUCGCCACUUAAAAUAAUGUGCUUUUUGUGUGUGUUCUACAUUUAUGGUAAUAAUAAAAAGGGUAUAGUAACUAUCUUAGCCACAGCUAACACAGAUCUCGGUUCCCCCCUUAACUGCAAUCAGAAACUUUUAAUCAAAUCUUUGCAAAUAGAAAACCAGAGUUAGCAUUAUUUAGAGUGUAACUGUCUAACAGUAAUCAGAAACCAGCAGGGAGAGCACAGCCGGCCCAGAACACUCGGAUCACUGGCCUGAAUCUGGUCAUUCUCAAAUCAGAAGAAAUUCAAAGGUAGCCUCAAGUUGUAAUUAAAUGGUUUUGUACCAGUUGAUAAGUUCAAUUUUAUCACCUCUGGGUUGAAUUGUGCCAGUGGGUUUUUAUCCCUCUGCUAGCAGGUGACUCAAAUUAAAUCACAUCUUAUUUAAUUGAUAUGGUGAAUGACCAGCGCCAAGCAAACAAAAUAAGAAGCACAUAAAAUAAAUCAUCCAAAUGUGUACAAGACAAACAAAUUGAAUAAAAGAAGGUAAAUAAAAAAGACGGGGUGAAAUAAAAUGAGCAUCAACAACUUAAAAAAUGUAGUUGUGUCACGAACUCCAAAGAGGAAAACUACAAAGUGUCUGUGAUCAGUUCUCAUUGGGCUUUACUUGAUGACCAGAGUUAAUUACCGGUAACUUAACAAGCUAGGAUGUUUGUGAUAUCAUCAGUUACUAGCCUUGUGAAUAGUCAUAAUGCUCAUUUAUGCAUGCAUUUAAGAGUUUUAACAUAGUUGUCAUAGAUUUGUAUCAAUGAAUAUAGCUUUUAUUCUUGGCUGCCAUGGGCAAUCUGUGACUAACAGAUUGAUGUGGCCAUGAUUAUAUGUUUAUGUGGGAAGAACUAACGGCCCAUAGAUCAGCUUCCCACAAAGGGGCAUGAAGCCCCCUUUAUGUGAUGUGGGAGCAGUGUGAUGUGGGAGAUGGAUUGUUAAUGACUGGCGUUAAAACUAUUUUCAGUUCCAGUUUGCAAUGCUUCUGGGUGAUGCUAUAAAUAGCCCCAAGACUCUGGGUAGUGUUCCUUUUAUAAAUGAAUUUGUUUCCGCCAGAGCAUUAACCAACACCAACACUUGUGUCAAAUCAGCGGUCAUGAUGCAGCUUUGCGGUUCUUGUGCAUGUUGAUGGGCAAUUAGAGCUUUGUGCUUAAGAUACUUCCCAAAAAUUAUAACCCUCACGUUCUGUGUUUAACAUCUUCAUGCAAGUUGCUGCUUCACUUCUCCUUCCAUGUUUUGCUUCUCUUUAUCCCUCUUUUCCUUUUCUAAUGGUUUCCUCAGUGUGGAUUAUCACCCGUUAUCUGCUUUAAUUCCAAGUCAUGAUUAAUUGGUCACAGUGAUUCCGUAACCUAGAAAAGCACAGGGCUGGUUGACCGUGUGAUGUUAUAAGCACCCACGUGAGGCAGCUAUCCAGUGAAGCAUCAGGCACCAGCCUGGCCCACUUAAGACACUAUUUUGUCACCUUGCGCCAUGAUCUCUCCUUAGUGUGAUGACUCUUGUAAGCUGCUUAGAGUGGCAGGCUAGGAAGGAGCUGUGCUCUUUUGUAGAAAGAGAGAGCUGCAUCUUCCUUGAGGUUGUAAAUAAGAAGCCUUGUUCCAGGCCAAAUUAGGCCCUGGGGCCCCUUUGCAAAUGGGAGCAGAAUGGGUCUCCUGUGAAUCACUACAGAAGGGGAAAGGGGUAGGUGCCUCCUUUAUAAGCCCCACCCCCCACCUUUGGAGCUCAGUGCCAUUCUGUUUUCAUUUUUCCAGAUAUUUCCACAGAUUUCACAUAUAAUCCCGAUACAAGCAAACAGAAGCACCAAGACAAGUGGAGCACCUGCUCAGGAAGGGUGGGAAUAACAGCCGCUCCCUGAAGUGGCUGCCUCACUUUGCCUAAUGGUAGGGCCAGAACUGUGGUGACAGUGACACCAUUGUGGUUCAAACAUGAGAAGCAAACAAGAAUAGACCGUUCCUACUAUGUAGAGUCAAUGUGAGGAGAAAAUUCUCCCCCCCUCUGCCCCACCCAAACGGCACCUUUAUGUUACACACACCUGAAGAUGUUGGAUUAACCGGCAGCGGUUCUCAACCUGUGGGUCCCCAGAUGUUGUUGGACUACAACUCCCAUCAUCACUGAGCUCUGGCCUUGCUAGCUGGGGGUGAUGGGAGUUGUAGUUCAACAACAUCUGGGGACCCACAGGUUGAGAAAGGCUGGAUUAACGUGAGGGGAUGAAAUACUCCUUUCCAGCUGCCACUUAGCUCACAGUUUAUGCCAGAUAAUGCCUCCAUGCUUCCAUUUCCAGGGAUUAGCCUUUGUUUGCACCAGAACAAUACACACAUCAUAAGAACACACAGAGAGCCGGCAGGAUCAGGCCAAAGGCCCACCUAGUCCAGCAUCCUGUUCUCACACACAGGUGUCCAUGGGAAGUUCAAAAGCAAGAUCAGAGAGCAGUAGCACUUGCCCCACCAGCAAUAUCCAGCUCUGGCAUUUUCUGUUCUCUUCCCCACCAACUUGUCAGACUUGCUAACUUUUAAUGUCAGCCAUUUGGAAAUUUCCAGCAUUAAAUUGCAUGUGAGAAUCUAUCUGAAGUUAAAGCCACAUAAUUGCAGAUCACCACUCUUUGAAAAACGAGAAACCCGGCUUUUAUGGCAGGGAAGGAAAUCACAAGUGUCACAACCACAUCAUAUAGAAAAGCACUUUGGAGACUGGAUGUGGUUCUUCAAUAAUUCAAUGCAUGGUGUUCCAGUGAAGUCACAAAUUAACUUGUGGUAGUUUUCACUGUCCUUUGUAGAGGGUUAAGAGGACAACAGAAGAGGGUGAAGAGGUUGGGUGCUAGUUUGCAAAUGAAGAGUCUGAGCAAGAAUAGAUGCUUUUAUGCUCAGGGAGACUGCUCCCUCUUCUUCCUGCCCUUCCUUCUGUGAUGAUCAGUAUGAAGAAAGCAUACCUCACUCCUAUUUCAGUAGUUGUAUCCCUGGACCAUUAAAAAACAAGCAAACAAACAAAAACCAACUAACCAACCCAUUGAGCAGUGGGGGCUGAUCCUUUAGAGGAAAGGGGCACUGCCAGAUCAAACUUUGCCCUCAGCAACCCCUACCUUCCUGCCUUCUUAUUUACAAUCAGUCAUGGAGUGAGUCUGCCUUUCAUUGGCUCUAUCGCCACCUACGGUUGCUCUUCCUACCUUCUGGCCUACCAGUUUCAAUGGGUACUAGUCACAAUCACUUUUGGGAGGCGUCUCGCUGGGCUCAGGGAAUAACAUAGUAAACACCUGCCUACCAAGCAUACCAAGUGGUGACAUCAGAAGUGGAUAAGGAAUUUAACAGUACUGGAAAUGCAGAAUAUGUGAGUCAAACAUGUGAUCAUUUUUUUUUUGUUCAUACCCCAGCCUGGAAAUAUGAUUGCCCAUCAGCUUGAAUUUCACUGAUCUGGCCAGAAUUUAAUUAAACAAAACAAAACAAAUUGAUGGAGCUCCAUUCAGAAUUAAGUAGAGAGGUGAAAAUAAAGAUGGGAUUGGGAAAAAUGUUUUCAUUUUUCUUUUUACAUAACAUGAUCUUAGUUCCCCAUUCCCUGUAAUAAAGGUAAGAACUAGAUAAGAGAGCAAAACAGUGGCAGUUGAGGCACCAAAAGGCAGGCAAUCCUAUACACAUUUACCUAGAAGUAAUUCCUAUUGAACUUAGCAGGACACACAGGACUGUGCUGCAAAUAACCAUGGGCCAAUAAUCAUGUAUAUUUUAGGUUUUGUUCCAGCUUUUAACAGGCUUAACUGAAGUGCUGCAGGUACAGCGGACAAGAGCCUGUCCCAAGUUAAGCUUUUUCAGCACCAUUAAUUGCAAUGGAAGUGUUAAGCACAUGUGUCGCUUUCUCCGACUGAAAGCAGUGGGAUAUAAAUGUGCUUAGCUUUGGCUAAAUCAUGCCCUGCUCAUUUCUGGCAUUUCACGUGCGACAUUUCAUCCAUUUGAUGCCUCCAGUUGUGGCCUAGCUUUCACAGAGAGGUAGCAAAUAUGUCUGGGUUGUACCAAUUUAGGCUGCCUGUGGAGGCUCACUGGACUGUCCUUCAUGCAACAUUUUGCUGCACAUAAUAAACUAGAUGUUUGGGAGGAAAGUUCCAGUGUGUAACCUUCUCUCAGACGUACCGUUUUUCUAUGUGCAGGGUGCAUGUGGGGCAAGGAAAUGGUUGUGUAUCUCUGAUCUAGGCCACACCUUCAGUCUGAAGUGGCGCAGCCCUGAGACAGGCUUACUUCCUCAGCAAAAACUAGGUCAGCUCUUACUGAUGUAAAAAAGGGGUUAGCUUUCUGGUCCAGGUAAAUACUUGUUUCCUUUAAUAUAAUGCCAAAAGUUUAAUAGAGUGGGGAAUUCAAGGAGACACAUCUGCAGGAUAUACAAAUCAGGGAAGAAACUAAAAAUUUGGCAAUCCUAUCGGAAGGGGAUGAUGACGGUGUGAUUGUGUGAGUGUGUGUGUAUUUUAAAAAUUAGGUAAAGGGAGCUGUUUAUCAGUUCAGCGGGGAUCACGCUUCCUUUCUCAAGAUGUUUCCACAUACCAAGUGUCCAGGGAAGAUAACUGCAUUCCGUAUUGGAGGACGGGGAUUUCCAACAAGAGGACAUAUGUUUCCUAAAACCAUUGCUAGCAUUUAUUCAUCCGAAACCGAAUCAGCAUACCUGCCUGUGGCAGCAUGAAAAUAAAGAAAAUAAAGCAGGUUAUUAUCGCUUUGUGUUCAUUAAGUUACUGCCUGACGCUUUGUGAAGGCUCAUCUUUACAAGUAGGAUAUAAAUACGCAAAUAAAAGAGGGGCAACAACUAGGAUCCCCUGAAAAUCUGUGCAUUGUGAUGAUUCCCAGAUCCUCACUAGUAUAUUUUUCUGGAGGGGCAUGUCAGGGAAUGUGGGAGCUUGGGAGUCUGCAGAUCCAAAGCUACUACUACUAUUAAUUUUAUUAUUCAUACCCCGCCCAUCUGGCUGCAUUUCCCCAGCCAAAAAACUUACUGGUACAGGGCCACCUUCAGAUGUCUUCUAAAAGUCGUGUAGUUCUUUAUCUCCUUGACAUCUGAAGGGAGGGUGUUCCACAGGGCGGGUGCCACCACUGAGAAGGCCCUCUGGCUGGUUCCCUGUAACUUCGCUUCUUGCAGUGAGGGAACCAGCAGAAGACCCGCGGAGGAGGACCUCAGCUACCUCCACCCCCAUAUUGCCCCAUUCUGACCCCCACCAGGAACGGAAUACUUCUGUCUACACCACAGGAGCUUUCUGCAGGUGUAUCAGUGGAUCUCCAAUGGCAUUGGGUCCAUCUCAUGGCAGAUCAGGUCUUUCUCUAUUUAUGCUGCAUCCUAUGAUCUCUCAGCUGAAUCCAAAAUAAACAUGGUCACUUAUAACCUAUUUAUAUGUUGUGGAUUUGGGUGACAUAUAACCCACGGGCUGUGAAUGCACUCGGAUUAUAUUUUGGGUACGUGCUCACGUCGUAUAUUUUGCUUGUGUGUGUUCUAGGUAUUUUUGCAAUUUGUAUUUUUAAAAUCUGUGGCCACACUUCAUGAACCUGAGCUAAUGACCUUAAGGGGAGUAUCCUGGGAUUGCGUGGUGUGUUGUUGUUUUUUACUUUCUCCUGCAAUCUCAUUUUUCUAACGAGAGCUCAUCUCAUCCUUGACUUUUGUUUUUGUCAAAGAUUUACUGACCCAUUCAAGAAAAAAAACCAAAACCUAUUAUCUCACUGCACUUUUAAACAUAGCAAGGGUUCAUUUCCAGCUGGUGAAUGAACUGUAGCUUCCUGCCGAAAUCCUGCGGGGUUUUUUAAUACCACAAACAUUCCAGAUUGGGGGGUGGGAGGUAUUGGCUUGCUUUUGUUGCACUAUAGUGCAGGAGUGACCUUUCAGAAAGCAAUAAUGUAGUAACACUGGGGAAGCAUCACAGAACAACUAAUGAAGUAGAAAGAUGUGUUGGCAGUCCAGCACAAAUCCACCAUUAGCACACAAUGUUACAGAAUAAAGCACCAGUCUGGAGGGAUUUUAGCAUUUUUUAAACUUGUUUUAAAGGUACCGCUUUAUAGCGCGAAGGUAAACGGUGUUUCCAUGUGCUGCUCUGGUGCCGGUCGCCGGAGCAGCUUCGUCACGCUGGCCACGUGACCCGGAAGUGUCUGCGGACAGCGCUGGCUCCCGGCCUCUAGAGUGAGAUGAGCGCACAACCCUAGAGUCUGUCAAGACUGGCCCGUACGGGCAGGGGUACCUUUACCUUUAAACUUGUUUCUGUGGAAGAUAGCAGAAAAAGAUUAUUACAAAGAAAACAGUCAAUACUAUCAAGAGAAGGAGGAAAAGGAGAAGGAAGAGGAAGAGGGGUUUGACUUUCUUUGUGUGUUAGAUAAUUUAGUAAGGGCAAUAUUAUUAGACUGAAGAGAAUAAAAUUCAGAUCGGAGAGAAGAAGAGCAAUUUUUAAAGAAAUUUAAAAACUUUGUAAUAUUUUUUAUUGAAGUUUUUUUGUUUUAUUGUUGUAAAUCACUUUGAAAUAUUUUCAUGACAUUGCUGUACAUAAAUAUUUUUAUCAAUCAAUUAGAAAGUAGUAAGAUAUCCAAGACAACAGGAAUAAAAGAUAUGCAAGGGGGGGAAAUGAAGGAAAAGAAACACAGUGAUAACUGGGUAGAUAGAGUUUUAGGCUUAAAGAUGGAAGUAAAUUCACCUGGAAAGUGAGAGACCAAUGAGUUAAAGAAACUAAAACCAAAUGAAUGAUAGAAGACAAAGGGGAAGAUAGAAUGGGAUCAAGCAACAAGUUAACGAAAUUGCAGAAAGAAGAGGGGAAGCUUCUGUGGACAAUUACGGUGAUCUCUCAUAGCUGUUUCUAUGUUUUGUCUGUAUAUGAUGAAUGGCUCCCAGUACAGUGGUACCUCGGGUUACAUACGCUUCAGGUUACAGACUCCGCUAACCCAGAAAUAGUACCUCGGGUUAAGAACUUUGCUUCAGGAUGAGAACAGUAAUCGUGUGGUGGCGGCACGGCAGCACUGGGAGGCCCCAUUAGCUAAAGUGGUGCUUCAGGUUAAGAACAGUUUCAGGUUAAGAACGGACCUCCGGAACGAAUUAAGUAUGUAACCAGAGAUACCACUGUAUAUCGAAGGAAUAGCUGCCAUCCCCUCCAUGUGUCCUUCAUUUUAAAAUGAAAUUGAAAAUCUAAAGCUCCCUCAUGUUCAGCAAAUUAAGAAAGUCCCUCCAUGUGUCAUGAGUUUGCCAUCCAUAUUUUUUACCUCUUGCAUGGUCUCGGUGUUGGUUGGUUGUUUUACAUGUGCACACUUAAAGAUAAAAGAUAAUUUACAAAUGAUUAAUACUUAGUCUGGCCUUUCAAGAAAAGUGGCAAUUGGUUUAUUGUGGAGGCAUUCGGCUUGCAGUGUUGUGUUUAGAAUCGGCUGGGUGUCAGAGACUGAUUGGCUCUGAACUUUUAGCUGGACACGGCUAUGGAUUCAUGGGUCUGCAAGUUUUGUCACCAAAGGGUAUGUUGGAAAUUGAACUGUUGGUCUAACGGGAACACAUUAAUUUUGCACUCUGACUUGCUUUGUAGACAAGUCCCAUGCAGCUCGGUAUAUGGGUGUUAAUUUUUUAGCCCAGUUACUUCCUUAUGCAAGGACUUGAAGAGCCAAUCAAAUGUCAGAUGUGAGCUUCAACCUACUGUACUUCAUGGCCACUUUCCUGCAAGUGGCUUGAUCAGCUGCUUUGUAUUGUUUUGGUUAUUCUUUUAUAUUAAACACUGUUAUGCUUUGGGACAAAGAUACAGUGGCGCCUCUUGUCUGACUGCCUUUAUGCUACUAAAAACAGAACUACUUUGGGCCUUCCCUAAAAUUCUGCUCCCGUAGAGGUCUUUUGAAAAAUAUAGAGAAUUUGCUGUCUACUUCUGGUUAAUGCUUGAUUUACGCUGUUGUUACUGCACCCCAUAAAAAGAGCUUUCUCUAUCACAACAUUUCUAGGUACAUAAACAAUCAUGACUCACUUGUUUGAAAGUUCCUUGUGCUUGAGAUCCAAAAUACCCUUUAGCCCCUUUCGCUUUGAUCUCAUGCCUGAAAAAAGAAACCCUUUUCCUUGAAACGGGUGAAAGUUAUUUCAGUUCUAAUAAUGCAUCAAAGCUAAUACAUGUACAGUGUACAGAGUUGAGCCAAACCUCAGGAUCUCUUUCUCCUUUUCAGUUUUAAUUUACUGUUUUCUUUUCGGUGAAUUUGGUGAGAGCCUUUUUAUGCCUUUUGAUGCUCAUGAAAGCAAGAGAUUAGGAUUUCUUUACAGAAGCAAUCUGCAACCAUGGAAGCUUCUUUGCAUUGGUCUGCUGGUGCUUGUCAGCCACUUCUUGGAGAACUUUUGAAUCUCUCCUAAGUACUGAUUUCAGAAUGUUUCAUGGGAAGCUUUUAGAGAGCUCCUUUAGUGUGGGGGAUGAAUUGAAUAUGUCAGUUUUGGUUCAUUUUUCCAGUUUCGGGUUCAUUCCUCCACAUUUCCACAUCAGUUUGCAUUUUUUUAACAACGUCCUCAUGAAAAUUCACCAGCAUUUUAGUACAAAUCUCUCCUCAUAUAAACGGUUUUAAAAUUCACGUUUGCCUAAUUAAAAUACACAAGUUUGCAAAGCAAAUUUCCCUGCUGAAACCAGUGCAAGAUCAGGACGAACAGGGACUCAACCCCGCUUGAAAGUUGUUCCCAUUGAUUCUGAAACACUUCUGUCUAAUCCAGAUGUGGUGCUGCCGAUUGUGUUUGUUCAAAGGUUUCGGAAAGGCACUAUGCACUUGCUCAUGUGCACUGUAUUGUAUUGCAUCCAGAUGUGUGUCUUAAGCUUGCAUAUAUAACCUUAACAUGGCAUGCCUCACUUCAUUGUGCAGAGUUAAAGGCAGAAUUCAUUUUGUAGGCUAAGUAUAAACCAUAUCCUGGUAUUAUGCCAUCAGUGAUGACCAGAAAAACUAGAAGAACAACAGCAAUAAUGAAGGCUGUGUCUACCUUGACAUUUUAAAUUUAUUUUAUCAGAUCUGCAUGCCACUUUUCAAUGGAGGAUGGCUAUGUUGAGAACACUAUAAAUUAGCAACUUAGUUAUUUUAUGAAGAGGUUCUCUCUACUCCAGAUAUGACAUCUACAUAACUUAGGAAAACCUUGGGGGCCCUCCACAUUCAUUGCACAUUAAUGAUUAUUUGUGCUCUUGAUGGUAUUGUGGUGUUAGACAUGAUCCCACUGUCAAUACUGUUUGAGCCUGCAAAAGUUUUUGGGCUAGACGUGCUGCUUUGUUUCCAUUAAGUGCAUGCCCCAUAGCUUCCAGAAUUUUUUUUUUACCACAAAUGUUCCUGGGGGUUGUUGCACUGUAGAGUGUUUGUUCAGAUGGCAAUAAUAUUGAGGAAGCACCACCGAAUUAAUAAAUCAGAAUGAUGUAUGCACUGUCUAGUAUAAAUCCACUAUUAUCACACUAUUAUGGCAUCAAUGACAUGCUGGACAAUACACUGGCAAAACAAACAAAGAAACCCUGCAGUCUGGAGGGGCUCUUAAAGAACCUAGAAAUAGUGCUCAUAAAUAUAUCACUGACCCAGGGAUGGUAUUCAUAUUAAAUGGAGAAAACUGAAGCAAAAAUUGAAAAAAAAGGAGGAGGGGAUAGCAAGUGUUGAUUGAGUUACAAGUUAUGAGGUCCAGCUCUGAGAGCCUUCUGGCUGUUCCCUCACUGCGAGAUGUGAGGUUACAGGGAACCAGGGAGAGGGCCUUCUUGGUGGUGGCGCCCGCCCUGUGGAAUGCCCUCCCAUCACAUGUCAAGGAAAUAAACAACUAUCUGACUUUUAGAAGACACCUGAAGGCAGCCCUGUUUAAGGAAGUUUUUAGUGUCUGGUGUUUUAAUCUGUUGGGAGCCACCCAGAGUGGCUGGGGAAACCCAGCCAGAUGGGCGGGGUAUAAAUAAUAAAUAUUGAUGAUGAUGAUGAAAACACACACACAUAGCAAAUUUCAGGAGCAAUAUUGUGUUUUAAAAUCUUAUUUGCUUGGGUUUUAUAAAUUAAUGCUCUUUGGGGUGCUCUCCUGGGGUUUGUUGUGCCUGUUGAAUAAUCAGAAAGAGGUUCUUUGAAGCAAAGAGAUACUUAAUGAUGUGAGUAACUCUCAAGCCAAGCUGUGCUCCAAUUGCUGACCUUGCCUUGUAUUUUCUGAGGGUUAGUAACCCAACAAAUGACCCUGAUCUCUCCAAGCUGGCUCUAAUCUCUCUCUGUGUGUAAAUGGAUUUAUUGUAAGUGGCACAGCAGACAUACAGCGCUGGAGCUGCGCUUUCUGUGGAAGCAGGCUAGAUUUGGUGGGUGAUGCUAUAGAGCCAGUCAGCUCAAGAUAAGGGCAUAUUUUCUCAGCAUCCAGCCGAAAGACUCAACAAACUCACAUAACACAUCUUGUGGGAGUGGAAAGCCAUCACAUCUGAUUGUUUUCUCUCGCAGUAUCUCUCAAAGGCAGAUCUUACGUUCCACAUUUGCUGCUUUCUUACUGGCAGCCCAGCUUAAUGCAGCGGUUCAGUGUUUUUCAGGAAAUCUUUCUAUACCCUACAAGCCUGCCUUCUCUACAUCAGAGAUACCCAAGGCUGACUGAUUAGGCUGAAAGCUCAUGUUCCUUCAGACAUGAAUGCUGCACUAAUAAUAAUAAUAAUAAUAAUAAUAAUAAUAAUAAUAUUUUAUAAUUAUUUAUAAUAAUAAUUUAUUUUUACCCCCCCAAUCUGGCUGAGUUUCCCCAGCCACUCUGUGCAGCUCCUUCAGAUGUCCUUUGAAAAUAGGGUAGCUGCUUAUUUCCUUGACAUCUGACGGGAGGGCCUUCCACAGGGCAGGCGCCACUACCGAGAAGGCUCUCUGUCUGGUUCCCUGUAACCUCACUUCUCGCAAUGAGGGAACCGCCAGAGGGCCCUCGGCGCUGGAUCUCAGUGUCCGGGCUGAACGAUGUGGGUGGAGACGCUCCUUCAGGUAUACAGGACUGAAGCCGUUUAGGGCUUUAAAGGUCAGCACCAACACUUUGAAUUGUGCUUGGAAACAUACUGGGAGCCAAUGCAGAUCUCUCAGGACCGGUGUUAUGUGGUCCCAGCAGCCACUCCCAGUCACCAGUCUAGCUACCACAUUCUGGAUACACAUGCUAUACUGCUGCCCUUUCACAUUUACAAAUGGCCCCUCUUUCACGUUUUCCUCCACGUUAACGCUGGUCAAAUGUUUGCCUAAGCAACACAAGAAAUCCCAGGUGUGAAAGCAAUCUUGAAUAAAAAGCACCUCCAUCACAUGACUUGUGUGAUAAUUGUACACAUGCUGAUUUUGCUGCAAUGCACAUGUGUCGAUAUGGCGGUGCCUUAGUGCGCAUUGUAUCUCUUUCUCAUCUGUAAUAGGCAACCGUAGAUCUGUGAAGUUGAGCAAUGGCCCUACACUCCCUCUGUCUGCAUCUCGAUAACAUUAUACAGUAUUCACCCUGUACUCUUACUGUUAUCUCUGUCACUCACUAGUUUAUGUAUGUGUGAGAGAGGUUAAAGCAGGCAUGUAUAAGCAGGAAAAGGAAAAGGCAUGGGCUGUGUAAAAAGAUGCCUUGCUCGUCCUCGUAACAUGUUUUCCUGUUUUAUGCUUCUCUCCUUCUUGUACUGCCUGAAAUAGACAUUUCUGGAGGGGUGGUGUGGCAGGGCAGACACUAACUUCACAGGGCCUGAUUUGGUCCGUGGGGUGCUAGUUGCUGACUCUCAAAACUCACUGGUGGUUUUGCCAUUCAAGAUUCCCUUGUUUAAAGACAGGAACAGGUACCGCACAAGGGAGUCAGGAAAAACAAACAGGAUCUCUAAUAACAAUGGUUUGGGGUAGCACAUUUCUUUCUCUUCUAAACGAAUCAGGUUGCAUCACCAAUUAACUUUACAAGAGUGAUGGCUGAUUCAUUUUAUGCAUGCAAAGCAGCAAGCUGUAAAAUAUUUAAAUGUUAUUAACACGGAUGAAUCAGAACAGUUUCCUAAGUGGGCUUGCUCUCUAUGUUAGGCAACGAACUGAAUACUGAAUGCACUGACUGUGUUGUCUACUUUAAUAAGAAGGUGAUUACUUAUUUCAGGGAGGUUCUAUGGCUGCAAGGGCCAUAAAUAUAAAGAAGAUAAAAAUCAUGAUCUGUGCUACUAUCGUAGUAUCAUAUGAGUAUGCGUUUGGUACCAACCAUGCCUAGACAGUAGGCAUGAUGCUGCCAAGUUAUACAUUUUAAAAGCCCAAUUAAAUUUGGUGGAAGAGUUAAGUAUCUGUUUAAAUUCCUCCCAUAUAAAACCAUGGGAUUUAAAAGCACCUAACAUUGGCUGAAUCAUAUUCCGUAUUUUUUAAAAUGCAAUGACUACCGAAUUUUUCACUCUAUAGGACGCACUUUUUCCCCUCCAAAAAUUAAGGGGAAAUGUGUAUGCGUCCUAUGGAGCGAAUGCAGGCUCCUUGGCUUCAGCGAUAGCACGCAGCCUCCGGCGCAGAGGGUGCACUCCUCCGCGCUCCAGAGGCUACGCGUUGCUGCUGAAGCCUGGAGAGCGAGGUCGUGCGCACCGACCCUCUGCUCCAGGCUUCAGGGAUAGCCGCCUGAAGCCUUUGGAGCGCAGCGGGAACUCGCACUGCACUCCAAAGGCUUUGGGUUCCUUUCGCUGAAGCCAGGAGAGCAAGACUCUCCUGGCUUCAGCAGAGAGGAAGAGCUGCGCAGCGCCCCUUCAGUGAAGCAGGAGGAGAAAUGGAAGGGGCUCCUUUUCUCCUGCCGUUUCGCUGAAGGGGCGCUGAGCAGAGAGGGGGAGAUUUUUUUUUUCUUGUUCUCCCCCUCUAAAACAAGGUGCGUCCUAUGGUCGGGUGCGUCCUAUAGAGCGAAAAAUACGGUACAUAAUUGUUACUGACAUAUUGUGCAGGGUCCAGGCUUUCUGUAAGAUAACAUUUCUGCUUGAAGGGCGUGGGGAGGAGAAUCACAUUUCCCCAUAAUUCCAGCCGCAGGGGAGAGGGGAGAUUGCACUCAAAUACAGUGGUACCUUGGCUGUCAAACUUAAUCCGUUCCAGGAGUCCAUUCGAUUGCCGGAAUCAUUAGAAAACCAAGGUGCUGCUUACGAUUGGCUGCAGGAGCUUCCUGUGCUCAGUCUGAAGCCGUGGAAGCCAUGUUGGAUGUUUGACUUCCAAAGAACUUUCAAAAACCAGAACACUUAUUUCUGGGUUUUUGGCAUUUGGGAGCCAAAACAUACAAGUACCAAGGCGUUCAAGAACCAAGGUACGACUAUAUGCUGUAUUAUUGGGAUUUGGUCAAUCAGCCAAUUGUCAGCACAUGGAACUCUUAGGUUUCACUGUAUUCGUGUAUCAUUGCGUAUCGUUGCAACAGGAGUGGGUGCUUAAUUUAUCCUUACUUUUCAAUCCAAGGACUUUUAGCUAGGGACUAUUCAGAGCGCACCUGGAUAGCUUGUGGAUUUCCACAGAAAUUUCGCAGUGGCAGUGGGAGGCCCCAUUAGCUAAAGUGGUACCUCAGGUUAAGAACAGUUUCAGGUUAAGAACGGACCUCCAGAACGAAUUAAGUUCUUAACCCGAGGUACCACUGUAAUGCUGUGUCAUUGAUAGUCCACUUUUUUUUUUCUAUUUUCAUCAUUUCUUAGAACUCUGGAUUUUAGAAGUCUCUUUCUUUCUUUCUUGGGAAGCUUUUGAUCCCCCUUUUCUAAUACAAAUUACGGUACAUCAAAGAGGUGCCUAUAGUACACAGAAACCAUCUUUUGUGAUCCAAACUGUGAAGUUGUCCGCCAGAAAGACUGGCCAGCAAGCAGGGAGUGACAGCUUUUUUUGUUCUGUCAAAUUCUGUUGUUACAAUGAUAUUCCUGCCCAUGAUCAAGCCCUUUCCCCCCUGUUUUGUAGUUUUUAUCUACCUUUGAGUAUGUUCUAUGUGAUCAGUAAAACUGAACUUCUUUCAAGUGCGGGACUGCGGGAAGCUCCGUAUUUCUAGGAACCAUAGGCUGGGUUCUCUGUCAUUCAUUCUAAAGAAAGAACACUGUAGUAGUUUCUCUAGAAUUCAGUGUUAGAUCCGGAUUUGUGUCUGUGUGUAUCUGUCUGUGCGUCAGAGCUUCAGCGUUGUCUUCUAUGAACCCACCACAAUCACCACUUCCUUCCAAUAAUGCUGGAUGUUGGAGAAGUACAAUGAAAGAGCAUCGCCCUCACUGGGAGAGGGUGGAAUAGUGGUGACUGCCUCAGGCCCUUCUUUGGAAGAGGGGGGACGGGACGGGACAUGCCUGACACCAUGGUCAGCAGCUCUGUUUCCUAAUCAGCCCUGCCAUAUCCCACAAACGCAAGUGAGGCUUUCUAUCUCCUCCUUUCCUUAGAGCAAAGCAGAGCGGAAGUGGCAUGCAUAAGGAAAUAUAAAGUAAGUUGUGUGGAGAAUCCACAAAGCACAGCAUUAAUUAAGCCAAGGAGAGAGAGCACUGCUACUAAUGGUGAAAUAUACUCGGAGUCGAGUAUGGAUUUCAUGCUCUUUAUUCAGCUCAUAGUAGUGAGGAAUGAAAGUUCCCCCAAAAUAUUUGCUUUAUAUACAUUAUUUACACAAUGGGUUGCAUGUGAUUGGCUAAUUCCGGGGUUCUCCUGCAGGCCAAUCAGGUUGUGGAUUCACUUCCACCUGGAGCUGGAUUGAGUGGCUCCUGCAGACCAAUCAUACUGCUGCAUUGUUCUAGGACCAAUCAGACUGCUGCAUUCUGAAUCCUAUUGUUCUAGGACCAAUCAGACUCCUGCAUUUUGGAUCCUAUUGUUCUAGGACCAAUCAGACUCCUGCAUUUUGGAUCCUAUUGUUCUAGGACCAAUCAGGCUGCUGCAUUUUGGAUCCUAUUCAACUCAGUACAUAACAAAUGGCAUGAAAGGGAGGAGGAGGAGGAGAGGCAGAGGCAAGGGGCAUUUAAGGUAACAGAUAGGGGAUCUUUGCCCAGAUUAGCACUAGUGCAACAGGACUUUACCUCCUUCUCAUGCCCCCACAGAGGCCUCAUGCCAUGCCCAGAAGACAUUAAGGGGGUCUCCAUAGGCAGGAGAGAGAAGGAAAUAAUGUUUUAUAGCACAAGUAGAAAUUCUUGCACUGACAGAACAUUCUCCUUAGCAAUCCUGAUCUCACAGUGGCCAACUAGAUGGUCUAUGGGAAGCCCAAAAGCAGGACCUGAGCACUUGGGAAAUGCUGUUUGUGGGCUUCCUGUGAUCACCUGGCCUCAUCCAGCAUGGCUUUAUUUAUGCAUACCUCCCAAGUGCCUGAAAAAACAUCCCAUUUUUUUUGUGUGAGAUUGUGGCAGCCAUUUUGGGUGACAUGAUCUCGCAUGCUGUUCUGCUGUACACUUGCCUCCCAAAAGCACUUUUUUGGGGUUGUGAUCUCACACGGGGGAAAAAAUAUAUGCCCCCAAAUAAAAAUGUGCUUCCCAGUUUUGGCUCUGGAGAAGUUGGAAUAUACGCUUAUGUACUUACCGAUGCCCCAUACAUAUGCCUUCUCCCUAUAGGCCCAAUUAGGACCACUGCCUAGAAGGAGAGGGCAAAACAAGUGGCGGCAGCUUCUACAUGAGAACUUAAGAAGGGCUUGCAGGAUCAGGACAAAGGCCCAUAUAGCCCAGCACUUUGUCCACACAGUGGUCGAAAAUGUUCCUUCACUUCGCUCCUCUCAUACUUCGAGAGGGCAGGUGGCAACAGCAAAAAAGAGAGCUCAGUCAGGUCAGCAAUGGACCCCUUGUUGGAGUUUGGGCCUCAGCAGCUACCCAGGGAUGCCAAGAGCAACCCUCUGUAACACUAGCCAUGAGCAGAUUUUACAAGAAGCACGGAGCUACAGCCACGCUGUCUCCUUCUCCCGCCCUAGUGUCAGGGUGCUGUCAGUGGCUCCCGGCCAGUUGCCCAGGAAAGUAUAAGGACAAGGAAAAGUUUCUUACAGUCCCUUUUUAUUUCAAACUUUACAGAGAGAGGCUAUAGUCCCCAGCCUCUUGGAUAAUGGCGUUCUCCCAAGUGAAUCUCCACCCCUCCUUCUCUCCCACUUCCUCAUAUGGGUGCUGCUAAGUGCCCUCUAGGGACGUGGGUGGUGCUGUGGGUUAAACCACAGAGCCUAGGACUUGCCGAUCAGAAGGUUGGCGGUUCAAAUCCCCGCGACGGGGUGAGCUCCUGUUGCUCAGUCCCUGCUCCUGCCAACCUAGCAGUUCGAAAGCAUGUCAAAGUACAAGUAGAUAAAUAGGUACCACUCCGGCGGGAAGGUAAACAGCGUUUCUGUGUGCUGCUCUGGUUCGCCAGAAGCGGCUUAGUCAUGCUGGCCACAUGACCCGGAAGCUGUACGCCGGCUCCCUCAGCCAAUAAAACAAGAUGAACGCCACAACCCCAGAGUCGGUCACAACUGGACCUAAUGGUCAGGGGUCCUUUUACCUUUAAGUGCCCUCUAUCUUGAAGUUCUUUGCUCUCCUACUUUCAAGGUUUGCCAGGUUCUGGGAGAUGGUGGGUCUGGAAUGCUUUCUAUUGACAAUGUGUCAGCCAGCUGCUGCUCUGGCUCUGCCUGCUCCUCCUCUCCCAUUAUCUCCCAAUUUCCCCCCUCUGAGUUGUGACCUCCCGCAAACCACUAUUGUAAAUCUAUCCUUUCUUCCUCUACCUCCUCCCUGGAAGUGUCAGGAUGGGGAGGCAAGUCUAUACCACUCCUCUUCCUCCUCUGCCCAGCUCCUGGCAUCUAGUGACGUAUAGGAAAACUUUAGAUGUGUCAUCUUCACACUGUGUGAUGCUGUGCAAUCCCUGCUGCCAACAGGGAGACACAAGAAUGUGUUUGUGCGUACGGAUAUCGCAGCACACACUGAGUUUACCUCAGUGAAGAGGAAAGGGAGAGGCACAGUGUGGUGACGUCUCUGAGUAUCUCUUCCAACCUCUAAUGAAGCCCUCAGAGAUCUCACUAAAUGAGAGGAGGAGAAGAAAAGCACAACGGAGAUCAGGGGGGUAAUUUAAUAUAGCAUAGCCUGCAACAGGAAAGCUGAGAUAAGAAACACACACUUAUACAGAAGCCAGCAUAUGGCAUCACAGUUGAAACCCAGCUGCAUGAGGAAUUGCAGCCAAUGUUAUUGUGGUGCUUCAUUCUUUCAUGUGUUUAUGGUUUUAUUGUGCUGGCUGCUGUUAUUUAUUGACUGCAGCGUUAUUGUGUGUCUUUAAUUGUGUUGCCUCAUAUAUUGCUGUUAAUUUUUGGUGACUUGCCUUGUAAGGAAUUUUGGGGGUUUUUUUGAAAGGCAGUUUACAAAACUACAAACUAAAAUAAGAAAUCUGUGUGUACAAAUGUAUUCAGUAGGUACACUGUAGAAACAGAUAGCUAAACUUCAGAAGAACGGAUGAAAUACAACUGCAUGAAUAGUGGACACAACGGAUGACUAGGGUAAAAGAUGACUGGAAAACUUGAUUGCAGCAUUCGAUCAUGGGCCAGUUUCUGGAAUCCAUGACUGAACCAGUUUUCUUAGCAUCUGAAAAUGCCAAUUUUACUUAUAGUAUCUGCCUCAGUGCUUAAGCAACCUUUGGAACUCCUAAAGGCAGUAAAGUUGCCAGCAGAUGUAGGUCUUGUGGGGAUCUCAGUGGCACCCACUGAAUACACACUGACUGAUUAGCAAGGUACAGUUUGUUGUGUAGAGUUACAUAAUGUGUGUUAGGAAGGAGUGUUGAGUCAUACACCUGUAGUCAAAAUUACUGGAGAGCUUGCAGUUGAUUACAAAAGUUUAAAACUAGGACAUCGGUGAUUCACUAAGCCUCACUCUUUAAAAAAAAAAAAAAAAGACAUAGCCACACACACCUGCCAGUAUAUUAUUAGUCUGCAUUUGCUUACGGUCUUCUUUCCGUCAAAGAGAUCAGUCAAAGCCAAUUCAGUUCCUUUUACCAGGUGCCAAAGUGCUGUGCAACUAAACAACAAAGCAUUUCCGUUUCAGCGGAUGAUGUGUUCAAGAAAAUAAAGGUGGCUGUUGUGAGGCUUUUUGUUGGCCUUUCGUUUUUCAUUUAUUUAUUUCUUUAAAACAUUUCUACCCUGCUUUUCCUAGUGUCUCAAGAUGUAUUAAAAGAAUGAGGAACAAUACUAAAAACAAGCCCUUAUAAAGCCUCAAAUGACACACAACAGAAGCAAUAAAACCAUUCAGCAUUACCUGCGCUCCCUUGAAAUUAUUCAGUGCCUGAAAGGCUCUCCUAAAUGACCAUGGCCAUCUAAAAUCAGGAGUGCAGUACACGGUUCCAGUUCCUAAAGGAGGUGUAUCCACAGUGCUGGGACCAUCCCCGAAAAGGCCCUGUUCCUAAGUUCCCAUGUCCUUAAUGUGGAAAUGUUCCAACUAGUUAGUGUUGAGUCAAAGAUGCCGCCCCACUUUUGCAGCUCAGUUUCACAGGCCACAAAAAUGGAGCAGCAUUUUUAGCAAUAUUGCCAAGAAGAGGAGAAAUUCUUUAAAAACGUCAUUCUGUAGGAUAGGGGUGUGGCUACAGUGGCUUUUUAUCUGGAUUAUUUAUUUAACCACAGCCACCUUGAUGACGUCACCUCCAGCCAGGGAGCACGGUAGUCUGCGGGAAGCCUGCUCCCUUCCCAAAGGAACUCUGGCUAUUAGGAGGAUCUUCUAUGGCCAAACCCCUCACUUCUAACAAAUCUGCCUGGCUAAGCUUGUACAAAUGACUAGACCUCUUUAGCAAUGCUUCCCUCUCAAAAGAGGAUGGCGGCGUUACAGAUAUUCUAAAUAUUGUACAUUUAUUUAUUUUCUUUUUUCUGCCAUGGGACUGGAUCCUGUCCCAGGAGGUCUCUCAUCCAAGCACUGACCAAGCUCAAACCUGCUUAACUUUUAGCAAAGUGAUAGGCUCCUUUGCCUUCAGAUAAUACCUGGGGUCCACUUGUCAUAUCACAUUAUGUCAGACGUACGCUAGAGAUGCAUAAACCCAGAGAUCUAUCUCUUGUGCAGUUAUUUCCACAUUUGAGAUGUUAGGAACUGGCCCUUAAGUAUGCUAAGCUUGGUUCAGCUCAUGGAUAUAGGACAACAAUUUUCUGAACAGCGCCAGCCAAUCAUUUGAGGAUGCUCUGCCCAUUUAACCAGUGAAGGAGAAGAGUGCAAGAUUUCUGCCAAUGGAAUGAAUCCAGUUGUCGUCUAAAUAAUUUAUAGCAACAGGUGAUGUGGAUGAUUUUGCAUGUCUUUGAUCCUUCACAAGUCAAUAAUGAGUGGAAGUGAUCGGGAAACAUCAUAACCUCUUCCAAUUUGGAAUGCUCUUGGAGGUGGUGGUGGAAAUCAGUGACUGCACAUAUAAUGGAGAUAGUAGGGGCAGUUAUGCCAUCCAAAGCUUUUUGAGUCCUUGGACAUUUUUCAUUUCCAUAGCAGGGAACGGGGAAGGCCCUACCUGCACAUACAUAUGGAUGCCUCACUGGAUUGCAGUCACAUCUAGCAAAUUAGCUCAUGCAACUGUUAUUCACGCUCUGCUUGUGAAAUUUCCCAGGGGAAUUGGGCUCCCACUGUUAUAAACAGGAGACUGCGCUAGACAGAUUGUUGGGCUGAUCUAGCGAAGCUCUUUUUUCAUCCUUAUGUCAUUCAAGUAUAGGUACUGCACAGACUGUGAAGUGAAACUAGGUAUCUAAAGAAAAGAGAAACCUAAUCUCCGUUGGCUCUUGACCCGAGCUCAGGUUUCACCAGUAUCUCUGUCUUUUAUUAUUUAUGAGUUCAUUUGCAUUUAAUGACAGGCUUUUAUAUUUAUAGUCUCUUUUUAUUUUAUGACCAUUUGCUCGCAUGAAUUAAUAGCCUGUUAAUGUCUUCUAUUUUCAAAAGUUAUGGGCACCAUUAAAUAAGUUAAUAAGCUGUGUUUGACGCUCUUGGGUGUGUGUCAUUCAGCAGGUCUAUGCGUACCUUGGGUGUGUUAAGUUCCAGACGUACGCAUGCUGAAGGGCACUUCUUGCUGACAAGGUAUAUUUUUCACCUUUCUGUGCCAGGUGAGAUCUUUCUGUCUUGGGCGAAACCUGCCCUCAUUUUGCUGUCCACCGUCAUAGCAGGCACAUGGGAUUUGGUAUAGCACUGCCACAAUUAAACCACCCUUCUCCCAACAGUAAUGGCCUUGAACCUUUGUGCAAUCUGUGCAUGUGCGUCUUCAUUCUCUUUCUUGGAAGGUGUAGCUCCCCUUGCAUAGAAUGUGCCCGCAAACAUUUUACACGAUUAAAAAUUGGGGCAUGUCUGUGGAAGUGUAGGAAGAGAUUUAAAAAAGGAAAAAGAGUGGCUAAAUGUAAGUUAAUAAAUUGGUGUAAGGAGGAAAAAGUGUGCAUCUCUUUGAAUGCAAACCUGAAGCACACAACUUGUGCGUUAUGGGGAACAACUAUAUCAUGGGUAGGCAAACUAAGGCCUGGGGCCGGAUCUGGCCCAAUCGCCUUCUAAAUCCACCUGGGAAUCGGCGUGUUUUUACAUGAGUUGAAUGUGUGCUUUUAUUUAAAAUGCAGCUCUGGGUUAUUUGUGGGGCAUAGGAAUUCGUUCUUAAAAAUAAAAAAAUAGUCCAGCCCCCCACAAGGUCUGAGGGACAGUGGACCGGCCCCCUGCUGAAAAAGUUUGCUGACCCCUGAACUAUAUUAAGCACAAAGCUCCAUAUAGCUAUCAAGGUAACAGAAGACCAGAAACUGCAAAGUUGUAUCAUGACCACUGUUUGAUGGGAGUACUGCUGAUUAAUGCUCUGGAAACAAAGUAGUUCAAAAGAAAAACCCACUGCCCCAGUUUUGGAGUUAUUAAAUUGCUAUCUACUAUCCACAAGAACCUCAUUUUUAAUGCACAAGCAACUAAUCUUUACUUGAAAGUAAUGGCUGCUCCAGGCAAAGGGCCUUCUCAGUAGUGGCACCCUCCCUGUGAAACACCCUCUCUUCAGAUGUCAAGGAAAUAAACAACUACCAGAUUUUAGAAGACAUCUGAAGGCAGCCCCGUUUAGGGACAUUUUUAAGGAUUGGUGUUUUUAUUAUGUUUUUAGAUAUGUUGUAAGCCUCCCAGAGUGGCUGGGGAAACCCAGCCAGAUGGGCAGGGUAUAAAUAAUAAAAUUGUUGUUGUUGUUGUUCCAGACUGUUGCUAUUUUCAGGUGGGAUUUAUUCAUAUAUGGGUAAAACUCAGGUUAUGCAAUAAAAAUUGAUUUGGAGCCCUGGCAAAACUUCAGCAGUAUGAGCUCGUUUCAAGAUAAAAAUAAUAAAUGCCUAGUAAUGGUGAAUUCAUGCCCAGAUAAUGUUGAAAGUGUACCUACAGUCACAGACUACAAAAUAAAUAGGAUUUGGGGUGAUCCACUUGGAACAAAAAUCACCCUUUACACAGGAUCACCUGAAGUGAAUCUAGCACACUGACUGUCCGGAAAACUCAUUCCCUGAUACUUCCACCACACACCUGUCUGUUUAGGGUGUGAAUGGUGGACUUUUGGUAAUGUGACAAACCUUUCCUUAGAAGCAAGUUAUACUGAAACUAGUGAUAUUUGCUUUGACGUACAUAGAUAUGUUCCGGAGAAGCCUGUUGUAUAAGCAAUAGCUUACCAUGUGCUAACUUGCUCCUGCUUCCUUCAAAUGUUCACCUCAGCUGCUCUCACUACUAAACCAUUGACCUGCUUUUUAAAGUAAAAGUAAUUUGAUAUGUCAGCACUGGGAAUUACUGUUAAGGAAAUUAAGAACAAACCUUGGGUGUUCCGGUGGAUGAGAUGUAUACUGUCAAGGGCCUUGUGGCCACAAUAUUUACGCUUGUGCUCACGCCUUGUCCUACAGGAGUUUCAGAUGUCAGCACAAAUCUCUCUCUCUCUUUCUUUAUGCCACGUUUUGUAGUGCAAAAAUGCCUAAGAUUUUCAUUUAAAGAAAUGGAAGUGAGAACACCCAAGACGUCUGAGUAUUGCCCAACUGUGGAUUUUGCAAUUAUUCUCAUGGGCCUAAAAACAACCUUUGCUUUUUCUGUGAAGGAAGUUACCGUAUUUUUCGCCCUAUAGGACGCACUUUUUCCCCUCCAAAAAUGAAGGGGAAAUGUGUGUGCGUCCUAUGGGGCGAAUGCAGGCUUUCCCUGAAGCCUGGAAGCCCCGGGCGCGCAAGGCUUGCAGGCGGCAGCCUGCAGCGUGGAGCACGGGGCGCCCUCUGGAGGAUGCCCUGUGCUUCACGCAGGUGUACGCAAGCCUUGCGGGCCCAGGGGAACUCCCCCCGGGCAUGCAAGGCUUGCGGGCGGCAGCCUGCAGUGCGGAGCACGGGGCGCCCUCCAGAGGACGCCCCGUGCUUUGCGCAGGUGUCCGCAAGCCUUGCACGCCCAGGGGGAGAUCCCCCCCGGGCGCGCACGGCUUGCGGGCGGCAGCCUGCAGCGCGGAGCACGGGGCGCCCUCUGGAGGACGCCCUGUGCUUCACGCAGGUGUCAGCAAGCCUUGCGCACUGGGGGGAACUCCCCCCGGGAGCGCAAGGCUUGCGGGUGGCAGCCUGCAGCGCGGAGCACGGGGCGCUGUCCGGAGGACGCCCCGUGCUUCGCGCAGGUGUCCGCAGCCUGCCGCCAGGUGCGUGGGGCGCCCUGAAGCAGAGCACCCAUCGCGCCGGGCAGACAUCCGCAGCGCGGGGAGCAGCCUGCCGCCCGACACGCGGGGCGCCCUGAAGCUGAGCGUCCCUCGCGCCGGGCAGACAUUGGCCAGCCCCACAAGCUCGGGGGACAGCGGGGAGGCGCAGCGCCGCCAUCCCACUGUUCCCCGACCUGGUUUUGAGGGGGAAAUAAAGGAAAAAAUUUUUCCCUUUAUUUCCCCCCCAAAAAAGUAGGUGCGUCCUAUCGGACGGAGCGUCCUAUGGAAUGAAAAAUACGGUAGUCUGCUAGUGCGUAAGGCCUUUUUGUAGGCUUCAUAGUGCUCUGAACUUGCAGUUGUAUAUAUAAGCACCAUAAUUGAUUCUCUUAUUUUUUGUGUGUGGAGGGGUGGGGGAGUUAAAUUGAAUUAUUGAGUGUAGGGAAAAUUCUAUUUAAUAAACAGCAACAAACUGGACACCGGUAAGGAAGUCCUGUGUGGAAAAUACCACACUGACUGGAAAUGUGAUACACCCAUUGCAAGAGAGCUGCAACGUUUUAACAUCGAUAUUGCAGCGCUUCAAGAGACUUGAAGAGCGGGCGAGGGACAACUGAAGGAAGAAAAAGGAGGCUACACAUUCUUCUGGAAAGGUCUAUCUGAACAAGAACAUCGAAUACAUGGGGUAGGCUUCGCUAUUGAAAACGACCUUGUGAAGCUUCCAGAAUUGGCCUCCACAGUCACUUACGGACUCACUGUUAAAACCGUGUUUAUGGAAGACAAUCUUACUCGGCUACGAGUAAUCGCCAAAGAAGAAGACACCCAUUGAGAAGAACUUACAGAAAUCUGGUGGAAAAAUCCUCUUUGGGGGAAAAUAUCGGGGCAUUUCAGCCCCUUCCAAUCAGGAUGGAGCCUGAAGCCUCAAAGCCCUGUUCCAUAACAUUCUGAAUCAAAUCUAAUUCUGAUCCACAUGCCCUUUUGGGGUUUCUAGACACAAGUUUACCUGUUGCUUGAGCUCUAGAAUAAUGCUGUACUUCAUGAUACAAACAACACACAGUAAUAAUAAUAACAAUAAUAAUAAUAAUAAUAAUAAUUUAUUAUUUAUACCCCCGUCCAGCAUUCAGUAUGAUUUCAGGACAGCUUGGGAGUCAUAUUUAUUCUGUCCUAGAUUUCCCCCCUCAUCUAUUUUGCUAUACGAGAGUCUUCUACCAUCUGAUGCAUGCCACCUCCUUAUAACAUCAGAACAAAACAAAACAAAAAAUCAGUUGACAACAAUUUCCUACAUCACGAGACAAAGGUUCAUCAUAUCGCAAGGCAGUUGCCAUGGCAAAAGCUUUGUGCUAUUGCGAACCCUCUGAUGGUGAUAAUAGGAAAUGAUGUCAGCAACAUACCUACCUAGAGCCCUUUAUCAACAAGUAUGUGCAGCUUGAGCUCCUUCAGUGCAUCUUUCAAGCUUGCUUUGAAAUGAGGAGAAAGAGCCUGCCUUACGACAGGACUACACAUGUGAAAUGUAAAGCGCUGAAUCAAUCUUGACAAAUAAAGGAGAGGGAAAUGCAAAGCUAUAGAAAGUACGGUAGCCUCAAACGUCUCUCCUUAAUAAUCCCUGCUUAUUCAUCUUUGCAGAGGUGUGGGGGAGUUGAAUCAAUCAGAAUUUUAUAAAGUCCUCUGAACUACAAUAUUUUUUAAUCAACUUAAAAAAAAAACUUCCUACAAUAGAAGACUAUAAAGGUAAAGGGACCCCUGACAAUUAAGUCCAGUCGCGAACGACUCUGGGGUUGUAGCGCUCAUCUCGCUUUAAAGGCCAAGGGAGCCGGUGUUUGUCCGCAGACAGUUUUUCCGGGUCAUGUGGCCAGCAUGACUAAGCCGCUUCUAGUGAAACCAGAGCAGCACACGGAAACGCUGUUUAGCUUCCCGCCAGAGCGGUACCUAUUUAUCUACUUGCACUGUGUGCUUUCGAACAGCUAGGUUGGCAGGAGCUGGGACCGAACAACGGGAGCUCACCCUGUUGUGGGGAUUUGAACCACGGCCUUUCGAUCGGCAAGCCCAAGCAGCACAGUGGUUUAACCCACAGCGCCACCUGCAUCCUAGAAGACUAUAGAGAUGGAAAUAUUCAUUCGUAGUUGUUAAUCACCCAAGAUCAGCUACUGGGUUUUGCUUCAAAGUGUGCUGUGCUGUAAAUCACCAAAUUAAGAUGGGCUGGGAACCCUUGUUUUCCCACCCACAAAACCUCCACUGGUUUAAAACAAGAUGAGUAAAUAAGAUGGGUAACUAAGUACAUCUGUUCAAAACAACUCCAAUCCAGUUAGGGGUAGGGGAAUUCUCACUGUGAAAAUGUUUUUUGAAAAACAAACAAGCAAACAUCUACAUCCAUGUCCCCAUGACGCUGCAUAAAAUGUUGCAUGUCAUACUUCAUAAAGCUGUUUAUUACCUUUCUCCUCCUCCUCAUCAUCAUACCAAGUCAAACCUGUGCAUCUUUUCUCAGAAGAUACAGGACAUUUCCAGGUGACCUAUUUAUUGAGUAGUCAUCCUGUUUCGUAUGCUCAAAGUCUGGGGAGAGGUGAGGCAACUGUUUAUCGAGCAUCCAUUCUGAAGUGUUUGCAAGGAGGUGAUACUUGAUAUUCCAGGCUUUCUAGAGCAUUUUCUUGAGACUUUCCUUAUCACGAAACGUCUGAUUUUGGGGAAAGGAGGUGUACCUUGUGCACCAAAUCAACUUUAAUUGCGUGACCUUAAUUUGCCAGUAUGUGGCUGUGUGCACACUACACAGCUUCAAAGCACAUUUCCCUCUCAAAGAAUUCUGGUCACUGUAGUUUGUUAGCAGUUUAUGGAAAUUGGAGGAGUAAAGUACGGUGCCCAGAAUACUUUGGAGGCGAGAAUGUGCUUUGACAUGUACUUUAAAGAGUGUGUAUACAAUCCGAAAACAGCAGCUCUCUGGAAGCUGUAUAUAUUUUUCCCCAUGGGCAAAAGAAAGCGGGGAGGCAAUUGUGACUGGAAACACAGCAAAAGGGGAAAGGUGAAGCAGCUGGGUCGCCCCCCCAUCAAUGAAAAUUUCUGCUUCAGAUUCAGUCACCUGUCUGUUAUUUGAUCUCUUACAGACUUCCAGUCACCCUCUGGCAGCUUUGACUUUCAGACACCAAAAAUUGCAUUUGUUUCAAAGGGAAUGGAAAAAAACCCAACAACCAGGUUUCAAAACUUUAUGGAAAGCACAUGAGGUUAGUGGAAUAAAUAUUUGUUUCUGGAUGGAUCUGAGCACUUUAAAACAGAAAGGGCAACCCCAUACAUGUUUAGUCAGAAGCAACUCCCACUAUGUUUGAUGGACACGCUUUCCCUAGGGAGUGUAUUUAAAAUGGCAGCUGCCUGACGUUCCUCACUGCAAUAUGCACAGAGCCAGGUAUUUCCUUUUUGAAAAAAGAGAAGUAACUAAAUAGCAAACAAUGGCAAUUUGUUUGACACUCUUCUCAUACUUUGUCCCAGCAACAACAAUCUUGUGGAGCAGAUUGGAAUUACUGACUUAUUGCAGAUAUGGGGGAGAGAACUCAGGCUGAGAGAUCUUACCUGAGGACAUUUUUGGCAUCCAUCUUGUCUCGAGAGACAAUGGAGUGCUCCUCCAGGGGUGAAGUCAAACCACUGCAUUAGCAGUGCUCUCUUCCACCAUGUGAAUCUGAUCAGAGAAGACAUCUGGGCUAAUCACUCCAAGCCCAGACUGUGUAUUUAGAAACAUGACUAACCUUUUUUGCCUGUGUUUUCUUGCUGCUGUAGGAAAAAGUACAUGAAUGUGACCUUUCAAAGGUUUGAAAGUAAACCAUUUUUUUUAACUUACCAAACUAUUCAGUUUUUUCUAUGCUAAAGUUGCUUUGAAAGAGACUUUAAAGAAGGUGGCUCCGGUGGGUAGAGCAUGGUGCUGAUAAUUCCAAGGUCAUGGGUUCGAUCCCCAUAUGGGCCAGCUGCAUAUUCCUGCAUUACAGAGGGUUGGACUAGAUGACCCUCAAGGUCCCUUCCCACUCUACGAUUCUAUGAUUCUAAAAACUGGAUUUUUAAAGGUAUUUGUUGUUGUUUAGUCGUUUAGUCGUGUCUGACUCUUCGUGACCCCAUGGACCAGAGCACGCCAGGCACUCCUGUCUUCCACUGCCUCCUGCAGUUUGAUCAAACUCAUGUUAGUAGCAGACUAUAUUUCCACACUUUACUUCGCUGCAUGUCUUGUGAUUUUAAACUUCUGCUUGAGCUCUCUUAUUGGAGAGUGCAUGCCCCACGUCUGGAUCCAGGGAAUUCUUCUUCAAACCAAUCAUAACCAACAAUAGCUGAGUGAGAUUCGAAGCAGAGAUAUUCUUCAUACUCCUAGUCCCUACACUACACCAACUCUGUACCUAACAGUUCCUGUGUGGUGCAGAGGUUAAAGCAAGAGUCAAGUUCAACCGCCCCCCCCCCCAGCCAUGGCUGGGUAACCCUGGGCAAGUUGGUACAAUUUCUCAGCCUAACCUACCACACAGAGUUGUGAGGAUAAAGCAAGGCAGCGGCAGCGGGGUGGGGAGAGAGGAUCAGUGUAUGCUGCUGUGAGAUUCUCGGAGGAUGGAUGGGAUCAGAUACAGAUGGACUAAAGGAAUAAAUUGGUAAGAAAGUUCUUUCCAAAAGUGUUACGUGACACACUGAAUUCCUGUGCGGACUGCUCCACAUGAGGAUGUUCGACACAACUUUUGCCAAAGGAACUGGGCCAGUAAUAUGUGUCUCACCUGCGUUGCCUCUCGUCUCGCCUAACAAAGAAGCAGCCUGUCCUCUGAAACUCCUCUGUAAUGAAGGGGUGGAUCAGGUAGCACUGGAAAGGCACACAAAGGGCAACUGAUAACCAGGACUCCAUGCAACCUGCACCACUCUCCUGCUCAGACCCCCAUUUUAAUUCUACUUCUGGGAAAUCCAGUCACUACAAAUGGUAAAACGGGAAUUAAACACACUGGGCUGCAUUUGUGCAUUUCGUGUUACUUAGACUACUUCUAAGAGCCAGAAAUUUACAGGAAAGAUAACUUCAUCAAAUUUGGAUCUCCGUGCCAGUUUUCUCAUUAGCUGGACUUGCUUCGUUGCCUCAAAGAGGAUGUUUUGGUUCCAGUCACAGAGUUCAAAAGGCUUGAUUCAGGCUGCAAGUGGCCAUCCUCUGUUGUGAGGAUUGUAAAGCAGAAUGGGUAGCAGGGCGGGUUCAGUCCACACUCACCCACCUUCCUAGGACUCAUUUUCUUAUCUUUUCCACCCACGCCAGUGGCGAUUAUUUCUGAUCACCCAGCCUCAUGGGGAGAAAAAUGGCUGACAAACAUUGUUUCAUAGGGGGGAGAGUUCCACAGUGGCUAGUGUCUUUGGGACUGGUAGGGCGGAAAGGCAGGUAGACCAACAGUAGGCAGGGGCCAGAGUGAAUGACAGGUAGAGCCAAUUCAUUCAGGUUUUGUCUCAAUCCUACCACUUGCUGAGUUCUACUAGGAGAACGCAAACCCUGAGGACACUCGCCAGCUAAUCGCAGUUCCUCUUGCUUCAUGGGAAUCACAGAUAGAUUAAAUUGUGGCCUGCCAUGGCACGUAAACCUAGAUAUAUUUAAAGUAGGAAACGCAUGUAGAUCCUCACGCUUAUAAUAGGAUGCUUCAAAUGCAUCAUCUAGUCAUCACUUGCAUCCGUGCCCCCAGACUGCCUGGUGAAAAUAAGAGGCCCACUGUACUGUGGGUGCGCAAGCCCACAUCUGAUGUGUUCUAUGAUUAGAAACUGGAUUUGUUUGGCUUGACUAUAAAAACAAUGGAGCUCUGCGCCUCGGGUCUUAAUUUUUGAUCCACCACAGUACCAUGAAACACUACAUCUGAUUUUCACGGUGAAAUCCUCUCCAUCUAUGUUUUCGUACGGUAGAAGCAUCAUGAAAUGUUGGAUCCAUUAUAUAUAUAUAUAUAUAUAUAUAUAUAUAUAUAUGCCUUGAAUUUCAUGGGUAUGCAUGUGAGUCGUGGGUAGACAGCAGAUCUGUAUUGUCUGAUCACAUUGCCUCUGGAAAGUCGGUGGAGAUACUGCAAGGCCCAAAACCAAAUUUCUGUUUAGUGCUUCAGAUGCACUUUUAUACAGUGCUUUUUUCUUCUUCUUUUUUUAAAAAGGUGCUGGUACUCACCAUGAAUUUGUUACUGUAAGUGCCACACUUUUAACAUAGGCGGGGGGGGGGGGGAGGUGCCAGUACUGCAUAUCGUUGAGUACCUCCAGAAAAAGUGCUGCUUUCGUAGAAUCAUUGAAUUGUAGAACUGUAGAAUUGGAAAGGACCCUGAGAAUCAUCCAGUCCAGUCCCCUGCAAUGCAGGAAUAUGCAGCUGUCCCAUACAGAGAUCAAACCUGCAACCUUGGCGCUUAGACAAAUAAUAUGUUAGCAGUCUUGUGAGCUUUCAAGUUACACAGAAGCCUUUUAAAAUUUCCUGUCUGAAGAAAUUAUUAUUUGUAACUCUGUGGAAUGCGACACCAAUGUUUGCACAGAAUGCUUUCUCUGGUACAAUUUUUUAAAAAUUAUUCUUAAAAAAGAAUUCUAUGUAACUCUUCUUAGAAAUCAACCAGCAUCUUAGGUGAGGACGAUAAAACACAGUAUAUCGUCCACAAUGAUCUGGAGAAUUUCUUGUUCAAAGCCUGACUUCAGGCCAAGGCUAUAUAUACAGUAAGUCUAAAAAAGACAGAGAGCGCAGAUUCUUCAAAGUCCAUCAACUCCUCCUCCUGCCAAUUUUAGCUUGAAGUGGUUGGCUUUGCUUUAGGCCCAAAUCAAUGACCCUGUUUCCUGCAUUUGGAGCAUGACUAACCUUGUAACUGAGGAAGCUGAAAGGAGGCUGUUGCACAAACACAUUCAAAACUGUGUUGAAAUACUAUAUUCUUCUUGGGUUGUAGAAAUGUAAAAGUCAUAGGAAGGGCAACAGCAGGGGUCGACAUGUGUAAUCUUUCAUAAUAUGGAAUCUGCUGUGAGGCCCAAAUUUUGCACCCCCAAAUGGAUCUUCAGAGUUAUGGAUCUUCUCAAUUUUGCACCUGUCAGCUUGGUGACCUGUGCAGGGUUAUGCCAACCUAGCAGUUCAAAAGCAUACCAGCAAGAGCAGAUUAGUAGGUACCAUUGCGGCGGGAAGGUAAAUGGCGUUUCCAUGCGCUCUGGCACUCGUCACGGUCCUCCUUGCGCCAAUAGCUAUUUAGUCAUGAUGGUCACACGACCCGGAAAGCUGUCUGUGGACAAAUGCUGGCUCCCUCGGCCUGAAAGCAAGAUGAGCGCCACACCCCAUAGUUGCCUUUGAUUGGACUUAACAGUCCAGGGGUCCUUUACCAUUUUACCUGUGUGGGGAACUGCCACACCGCCCUAAAUAUGGCGCUGGCAGCAGCUUGAAUUAUUACUAAGGAGGAGAAAGGCAGGUGGUAGAAUUGUGUAGGGUGGCUCCAGAAGGCAUCCAAUCAAUUCCUUUGUUAUUUGCCCCACAAACAGGAUCAUAUAUUUCCCCCCACAAAAACUAUAUAGGCUUUAAAUUUGGAGAAGGAGGCGGACUUCUGUGCUGUUCUAGGCUGUGUAUUAUGUUAGUGAGAAAAUGCAGCCCAGCACAUGCAGCACAUGCAGCCCAGCUACCAGUCAAAUUUCUGCCUCUUCUGCCAUUAUCCAGCUAAGUCCCCUUUUCUAAAGGUAAAGGUAAAGGGAUCCCUGACUAUUCGGUCCAGUCGUGACCAACUCUGGGGUUGUGGUGCUCAUCUCACUUUAUUGGCCGAGGGACCCGGAGUGCAGCUUCCGGGUCAUGUGGCCAGCAUGACGAAGCCGCUUCUGGCGAACCAGAGCAGCGCACGGAAACGCCGUUUACCUUCCCACCAGAGUGGUACCUAUCGAUCUACUUGCAUGUUGAUGUGCUUUCAAACUGCUAGGUUGGCAGGAGCAGGGACUGAGCAACAGGAGCUCACCCCGUUGCGGGGAUUUGAACCGCCGACCUUCUGAUCAGCAAGCCCUAGGCUCUGUGGUUUAACCCACAGCGCCACCCCUGUUCUUUCUCCUUUGUACAGUGGUACCUCAGGUUACAUAUGCUUCAGGUUACAGACUCCACUAACCCAGAAAUAGUUCCUCGGGUUAAGAACUUUACUUCAGGAUGAGAACAGAAAUCGUGCUCCAGCCGCGCGGUGGCAGCAGGAGGCCCCAUUAACUAAAGUGGUGCUUCAGGUUAAGAACAGUUUAAGGUUAAGAACGGACCUCAGGAACGAAUUAAGUACUUAACCUGAGGUACCACUGUAACUGUCCCUCUUACAAACAGUAGAAUCCCAAGUAAGAAGUGGUGUGUUGUUUUAAUCAUGUUGCCAGCUGGACACUACUUACCCCAUAGCUGUCAACUUUCAGAUUUGAAAAUAAGGGAUCAGCAGCCUCACCUGUCCCGGGGACAGUCUACGGGAUAUCUAACAAUCCGGGAUAGCAGGAAACGGCACUGGAAUAAGGGACUUUCCCGCAAAAAAAGGGAAGGUUGACAGCUAUGACUUACCCUGAUUGAACUUAAUGGCCCAAGAAUGGCACUCAGUGCCUUUCCUUAUUUUAUUGACAGCACUGUAUUUAAAAGAUUUCAACUGCCCUCCUUUACACAGCUGCGGAGGGGGGGGGCUGCUUGCAGUAACAAAAGUAGGCUAUAAAUGAAACAUAGUGUGUGUAUGUGGAAAAAUAUUAUUAGCAUUUCAUUAAUACAUUAAUUUAAACGUCUACACUGAUCCUUAUACUGUAUGUUGAUCCUCCCACUACUCUUGCACCGCAUAUGAAGGAUUAGAAUGCGAACGUGGAAGUGAAGCUUUCCUUCCCCCCCCCCGCCCCGCCUACACUUUCCCCUCCUCUUUGAAGAUGGGCGGGGAUGACGGCCGCAUGUCUCUUGGCAUGCCACGCUCGCCUUCGCCACCUCUUGCCUGACGUCAUAAUAGCGGUUGGCGAAUGCCUUUGGCCCGGUCGCAGCCGAACGCGGCUGGUUUGAGCUGGUGCGUCGUCAUGGCGACACCGCCGGGCCUAUAAAUACAGGCUCUGCGGGGCUGGCGGGGCUUUGUCAGUGAGGCGGCCACGGAAGCAGCAGCAGCAGCCGCUAUCCUGCGCGGCGGGCGAGCGGGCUCCGGCUCCUUCUCUCCUCCACAGCGGCCGGUUCUUCCCCCAAGUCCCGCAGGGUGCGACUGGGUAGACUCGACCCGCCCGUCGUCGUCCCCCCGCCACCGGCUGCCGCGCAGGGUAGGAGAGGCUGCUGCUGCUGAAGGACAAGAAACCGCCGCCGCCGCCGCCGCAGUCUGAGGUAAGGCCGGCCUAAGCAGACAAGCCGGCCACGUGGAUGGUGGGGUGGGCGGAAGAGCAGCCGCCGAGCAGGCCGGGCCGCCCUGUAGAUGGCGGAGGAAGGGGGGUCCGCGUGGGGCCGAAUCGAGGGGUGAAUGUGGAGGAUUUUGGCGAAACAACGUGGCGUAGCCCACCGCGCUCCCAUAAAUAGGGGCUUGGGUGAUUAUUAUGAUGAUUAUUAGUAAUUAUUAUUAGUAGUAGUAAUAUUCGUCAUGGGGCUUAAUACUUGCCCGCACGCACAUUUAAUUAAGAACGAUCCCCCAAUUCCGCGCGCCCCCGGUACAUAAUGGCCGUCUCCUAAUUAACUUUAUUAGCAGAUUCGUCCCGUUGAGAUCCUAAGCUGGCUUUAAAGUAUUUCUUUUCUCUCCCACCCCAUAUUUUUUUUAACUUGCUCCACUACCCACCCCGGUGAGAUUAGUAACGUAUUGGAAGUUCCACUUUAAACCCCCCCCCCUUUUGCGUGUCUCUUCCCCCCCCCCAUCUCCCUAAUAUCCUUGAUUGUCGUUGCGGUAAAGAGGAUGACUUACUGUUCCUGGUAGGGUAACUACCAUUCCGAGGUUGGCCUUGUGGGGAGACGGUGUGUAUACGGAACUGCGGGCUCUUAUUCCUUAUUUGUGCCAGGUAGGGAGGGAGAGAGGAAAUACUGCAGUGCUUUUUCCUCUUCGGUCUCACUGCAGUAUGAUAGUUCAGCACUGGUUCGAGGGGGUAGUGGGGAUAAUGGGGUGAGAGAAACCUUUGGAAAUGGAAAUAUUAAUAGGGGUAGGUGCUAGCCUGAGCAGCUGCCGUUCAGGUGGGGUCUGGGGUGGAGGUUGAGAAGCUGGUUUGUUGCAUGGGUCUGUCCUGAAAGCUAGCAUUAAUGAUGGCAUGGUUUCAAGAAGUCAGUUUGAACUGGGUUACAGAGCCCCAGACUUGGGCCAACCCAUUCUCAUUCUCUCUCUCUCCCCACCCCCCUGCAAUAUAAAAGGCGACUGCAGAUGCGGCUCUAUUCUUCUUGAUCUCUCUGCUCCACCCCCUUCACAUGUUGGAGCUGGUGUGUGCUUCACCCUGCCACAGUUACCUUAUCAGUUAGGGGAGGAGGAGAGAGGUAGCACUUAGUCAUUCUUGGCUGCCACACAUACAAAAGACAAAGCCUGACCCUCCUCAACAGAAUUUGCGAGUGGUUCUGGCAAAGUAGUGACAGCUAGACAUAUGUUUAAGGCAAGAGGGAGGAGGAGCUGCUUGGGUUGUAGGAAUUGUCUGCGGGGUGUACAGCUGAAGUUGAGUGCUGGGAAGGAGAUGGCUUGUUAUGUCUGGUGCUUAAGAGUAAACAGCAUUUUUCAAAUGCGAGCCAGUAAAGCUUAUGGGCUGGCCUUCCUUCUCUGUUCCAAAGAAGGGACUCUUUGCCAUCUUGAUAGUGGUAAAUAGUGACUGCUACAAUCCUAGGAACAGUUAGUGAUUAAACUAAAAUGUGUAUGCUGUUACUUAAAGCUGUUGAACAAGUAUAAAUGAUACUAUUGUGUAUAGGUUACUUGGAAGAAUUCUCCAUAAAAUGAUGUAUGGAUUUAUUUGGAAAGUUUUAUGCACAGGGUUUGCUUCUGUGGAAUUUGAAGUGGCAUGUGAACAUGCACUCCUGAAUUUCUGUUGAUUUAUAUUUCUUAAGCAGGAUCUAUAGCAAAAAGAUACAUUCAGUUUACUAUGGGUUUGCCCACCAUAGGAAUUUAAGAGUUCAGAUUCUAUUGUUAUACAAUUGGAAGGCCAUUGGUAUUAGUGAAAUAGCUUCCAGUUAUGCCCAAGGUUCAACGUUAUUAGUGGAGCAUAAGCAUAAGGCUAUAAAACAUAUUGUAUAAUUGAUGAAAGGGCAUAAAAAGAUUGAGCCAGUAGGGACAUACUAAAAAAAAAUUGCUUACCUUGCUCCUUCAGUAAAAUUACUGCUUUUCAACAUACUAAGUUGGUUGCUAAGAUACACUUUCAAAAUAUGGGUCAAACAUUGGAAAAGCACAGUGUAUUUUCAAAUCUUGUGUUCUAAAAUCAUUUGUGCAGGCUGUAAUGUACCACAUUAGUGACAUCUCAGACAUUUUCUCAUCUGUUCUUUCCCUCCCAAUCUUUUAAUGGUGAUUUCAGAGAUGGAAAGUAGACUGAACUGAAUGCAAAUUAUGAAUUCAAACACAGUUAGUCAUUUUAAUGGCAUCCAUCUUGUUGUUCCUUGAUAAUAAAUUGAAAUUUGAGUUAAAUUUCAGGCCUGUACAUUUUGCUCUGUUUAAAUUAUUUUUAUGCUGUUUUUCAGAAUUGUAGAUCCUCCCUCAGCAACUUAUAAUGAAAGAAUAAAAGAUUAUUAAUUACAUAAUCAAAAUCAAUGCAUAUUAAAUGCUUAUUAAAUAUAAAAAUUGAUAUCACCUUGUGAAUUUUAUUUAUAUUUAAGUCUCUAAAACUUUUACAUCACUGUUCUCUGUUUCCUGUGGCUGUUUACAAAAGGCAUGGUGGAAUGUGCCAGUGAAUUCAAGCACAAAUUGUUUCUUGUCUGUCUUUGAAGCAAGUUGGACUGCAGAACUGCAGAGAUUGUCCUAGCACAACAGCAGAUUGUUUCUAUGUUGCAUUAGCUGCCUUCAUUCCAUUAUGCCUUCAUUAUGCCAUUCAUUCCCCUAGGAUCUCUACAUCUGCCAAUUGUUUUACUGUUAAGGGCCUGGAGGUGGCAGGAAUGUUUUGACAUUAUGCCCUGCAGGCAUUCAUGCAGGAGUCUGGCAUCAAGCCAAACCAGAGUGGGUCAAGCUGUUUAAUGCCAUAAUUCAGCUUUUUAUCACCAAGUUGUGUGAAAAUGUGUGCUGUUAUUCACUUGGAGUGACAGCAGAAUUACAGUAUAGGCAGCAUGUUCCCACUGUCUUUAAUGGAACUUACUCCAAGGAUUUCAGCCUUAAAUCUGUAGUGAUAUUAGAGCAAAGAAACAGGCUGUUUUCUCUAAUGUUAUACAAAUUUUGUGUACACAGCUGCUGGUUCUUGGCCCUUAAUCUGUAGCUACCAGCUACUGCAGAGUGCCUUCUCUCCUCCAUUUUUCUGCCAACCAGUUCCCCCCCCCACUUGUCUGGGCUCCCGCCAGGAGUAUAUUUAAACUCCUUGUGAGUGACCAGCAUGGACUGUGUAUUUGGCAGUUGUAUUUGCAAUUCCUCACAAAUACUUAUGCUUUUUCCGUACUCUAGGCUCCCCCUUUUACUUGAGUCAAAGCAAUACUACAUGAAAUUCUCAAGUGUGACAACUCACUUGACAUUUUGUAGUAGCUUAAUUAAACUCCAUGGAGAACUUGAGUUUUCGGAAAGCUGUGGAAGAAAAUGGACACUUAAAUUGUAGCAACUAUAUGCACCUGUAGACAGACUUCUUCUUUUAUGAGUAAAACAGAAACAAACACAGGAAGCUCUGUCCGUCUUCUGUUGUUUGCCUCUUCUAAUCUCAAUGUUCACUGCAAGAAAGUUUGUUUGUCUUUUGGUACUGGUUUACUCAGGAAGCUCCUAGGUCCAAUUUCUUUAAAAGACACAUUUUGGCAUAAAUGUUGAUGCCUAAAAGCCUUUUAUAAUCCAGAACAGUUCAUGUAACUGAUAUGAAAAUUGCUUAGGGAGCAUAAAGGUUACUUUCCUGUUUCAGGAUCUUUCUUUCCUGGAGAGACUUCCUUGGAGCACAACUAAAAGUAGUUGCCUUCAAAAUUGCACCUUGAACUUUGAGAGAUGGCUUUUUAAGUUGCUGUACCGUGGUACCUCGGGUUACAGGUGCUUCAGGUUAAGACUCCGCUAACCCAGAAAUAGUACCUCGGGUUAAGAACCAUGCUUCAGGAUAAGAACAGAAAUCGCACGGUGACUGCGGGGAGCCCCACUCCCUAAAGUGGUGCCUCAGGUUAAGAACAGUUUCAGGUUAAGAACGGACCUCUAGAACAAAUUAAGUGGUACCUCAGGUUAAGAACAGUUUCAGGUUAAGAACGGACCUCCAGAAUGAAUUAAGUUCUUAACCCGACGUACCACUGUAUUUUCCAUUCCCCUUGUCUCACUGUGACGGGUGGGAGAACUAAUAAACUCUUUCCUGUGUCUUUGCAGUUUUUCACUGAAAAUCACUUUGGUAUAACAACAUCAAGCAAGAUGAAUGACUUCUGUGGUGAGGAAUUCAAUUUUUCUUUCCUUGACGAAGGCUUUACUGCAAAGGAUAUCCUAGACCAAAAAAUAAAUGAAGUUUCUUCCUCGGUGAGUAUGGUAGAUAGAUUGAAUAUUUUUUUAAAAUGCUUUAUACUAAAUGUAGGGUUGUUGCUAUUGUAAUAUACACUAGUAGGCAACUGCAUAUUGACAGAUGAAUGUUUUCUUUGUUUCCAGGAUGAUAAAGAUGCAUUCUAUGUUGCUGACCUUGGGGAUGUUCUCAAAAAACAUUUGCGGUGGUACAAGGCCCUCCCUAGGGUAUCUCCUUUCUAUGCCGUCAAAUGUAAUGAUAGCAUAGCUCUAGUGAAAACUCUGGCUGCUCUUGGGGCAGGAUUUGAUUGUGCCAGUAAAGUAAGUGACUGCUUUUAAAUGUUUUGAUUAAACAACUGUGUAUUAGAAAUGAAAAUAUGUCUGCCUUUGAUUUAAAUUGUCUUAUUUCCAGAGAAACCAUUUCUAGUAACUAAUGUGCAAACUAAAAAAAUGGAUUUUUUUCCAGACUGAAAUACAGCUGGUCCAGAGUGUUGGUGUGCCUCCAGAGCGUAUAAUAUAUGCAAAUCCAUGCAAGCAAGUCUCUCAAAUUAAGCAUGCUGCAAACAAUGGUGUGCAGAUGAUGACAUUUGAUAGUGAAGUUGAGCUGAUGAAAGUUGCAAGAGCCCAUCCAAAAGCAAAGUAAGAAACAUUUACAUUUUAGUACAAUCUAUAUGUUCUCUCUAGGUAAAUGUGAGGCCCCAGAUAACAGACGGUGACCAUUUAGGCAGAUCUGUGCAAAAAACAGGUGGCAUUGCUGUUUUUGACAGAAUAAAGGUAGCUCCCCACCCCCAACUAUUAAGCUGCUUUUUCUCAGAGCAACUACAAAUGUGUGUUCUGAAAUACAUGUGCAUGUGCUUAUAUGUUCUAAAAUGUUUUCUAGGCUGGUCUUGCGCAUUGCAACAGAUGAUUCAAAGGCUGUUUGUCGCCUAAGUGUUAAGUUUGGAGCUACACUAAAAACCAGCAGGUUGCUGCUUGAACGAGCAAAAGAACUUGAUAUCGACAUAAUUGGAGUGAGGUGAGCAGCCGGGUUGUGUGGAAGAAAUUGCACACUUGCUACUUACAAAUUCUGCUUUUGUUAAGAAGGAUGAGCAAAACUCCCACUAACUCAACCCAUCUUUUCUAGUUUCCAUGUUGGAAGUGGCUGUACGGAUCCUGAGACGUUUGUGCAAGCUAUUUCUGAUGCCCGUUGUGUCUUUGAUAUGGGAGUAAGUACAUUUUAAGAGCAUUUCCUAUAGCACUAACGAGUCAUAGUACUGUGAGAUUGCCAGAAUGUGUCUGAAAUACAAAAUAUUUAAAGUAAACUUGGGAAACCUACAUUUUUGUGCUGUUGGUCUAAGAUGCUAAUUCAGAUUAGUUAAAAUUCUUGUUUGCUUCAUUAGUUCAGAUGGUGAAACUGGUCAAUACUAUCAAUAAAAGUAUGAUUUGAAUCACAUUUCAAUAUUUCUGCCUUUUAGGUUGAGCUUGGUUUCAGCAUGUACCUGCUUGACAUUGGUGGUGGUUUUCCUGGCUCCGAAGAUGUGAAACUUAAGUUUGAAGAGGUACAUAACCUUAAGUGCUUUGUUUGUGAAGAGCAUUCUUCAAACUUUGCUCCCCAGAUCGUAUUAAACAACUCCCAGCAUCUGCUUCCAAUUGACAUGGAGGGGAUUUCACUAUUAUAGGCAAAAGAUGUUUGUAUAAGUUUCUUGAAGUACCAACAAGCACAUGAGUCUAUGGCGGCUGCAGGUUUCCUUCUCCCACUGAAGCGAGACUUGAAAGAGGCCUUUUGUUGUAGCCAAUAGAACAGGUUGUAGCAUGUGUGGUGCCCAUGACAGCUUCUCCAGUUUGCAAAUGUGCCUGUGAGUCAAAAAAGGUUUGUCAGCCUAAAUUUAAGAGUAUUGCUUAGAGUGAAGCCACCAGUUCAGUUAUUUCUAAUAUAUAUAUUUACUUCAUUACUUAUACUGCAUAAUAGAUGUAGCUUAUAGGCAGUUUACAAGUAUAAAACAACUUGUACUAAGUAAUAGCUUUAGCUACAUGAAUAACUUUUACCUUGCCUCUGUGGAAGAGAAAUCUGCAUCAUGAUUUUCAAGUUGAAAUACUUUGCUAUACAGCAACAUCAAUUUCUGGGCUACACUGUGAUACAUUUUACAGCAUAGUAGAACUUUACUUGCUAUGUUGCAUAGCCUCCAUACUGCUAAAGUGGCAAUACGGCCUGUGUUAAGCUUGAAAAAAAUGCUUACAGGAACUCUUCCAUAUAUGGCUAUUUCAGUUCUGCUGCAAAACAUUGAACCUUCAGUCUUAAAUUAGACAGCUAGUAUAAGUGAAUACACUCUAGAAUGAGUUAACAGUAGCUAAAGUGGGCAGGGUGAAUCGAGGGAUGGGAUAACAAUGGAAGGAGAUAGCCGCUGCCACAUCUCUCAACUCCAUUGUUCACACUGAAGUGAGGGGGAGGCAAAUUGCUAUGCUAGCCUGGAGCUGAUGCAGACAGUGGGGCUGACUGCCUGUCCCUGCCACCAAAACACCCGAUAUUGGGGCACAGUACAAACCACUGUGAAAAUAAUGUGAUGCUGGUGUCGCUCUGGGUAGAGGGGACAUCUCUGUCCCAUUCUCACCCCCAACAGUGCAAAGGGAGUUUGGAUUGCAGCCAAAGUCUUUCACAUUCUAGUUCAUUUGAGCAAUCCAGAUGUGCAUAGCUGAAAGUUCACAAAAACUUUCUGUUGGCUUUAAAUCGAGUUGAGAUUGCUUGGGAAAUCAUGAACUGAUUUUCCAAGUCAUAACUUUUUUUCGAGCACUGUUGUGAAUGAUUUAUCAAAUUCAAAGCAACCUCCUUUCCCUAGUGUGGAAGUUCUAUGUUUCUGUUCUAAAUCAUAUCCAAGUUUUUAGUAGAUUAUUCAACAAAGAGCCAAUAGUUUGUUGCUGGAUUCCAACCCAUCAGUCUCUUGCAUUGAGAAUGUAGUGCAAGCUAAUUGUUUAUUGGAUAUCCAUGUUGCUUAACAACUCUAUUAAACCCAUUUCUCUCUCUCUCUCUCUCUUUUUAAAAAGAUAACCAACGUAAUCAAUCCUGCCUUGGACAAGUAUUUUCCUUCUGAUUCUGGAGUGAGAAUUAUUGCAGAGCCUGGCAGAUACUAUGUGGCAUCAGCUUUUACACUUGCUGUUAAUAUCAUUGCAAAGAAAGUAGUAAUAAAAGAACACACUGGAUCAGAUGGUAUGUAAUACUUAAAUAACAUCCUGGACCUUAUAUGUUAACUGCCCAAAUACUCAUAAUUUAUUUAAAAAAAAAAUAAUUUUAUUGAUUUUUACAAUUUUUAUCAUCACCACAAUCAUUAUUUCAAAAACAAAAUACAUUAUAAAUCCUCUGCUUCCCCCUCCCUCCUGUGACUUCCCUCAACUUCCUUUUCCGUUUCUUUUGGCAUAUUAUCUCAUCCUGCUUAUUGGUUAAUUCUUAUUAUUCUUCACUUAUCAUUUUAACAUCAAAUACUCAUAAUUGAUGGUGGGAACAGAGGAGAGGUCCUUAGAGGGGGCUGGGCCACCCAGUGUUGGAGUGAAAGUCAGUGUUUUGUUUUCUUCAUAAGAAUUUCAAAAGCAGGGGCUAGGCGGGCAAUUUUUCCUGAUGACAGUAACAAUGCACAGCACUAUCCCAGGUUUCUGUUGCUUGGUAAUGGCAUAGCAUGACAAAGUUCGGAACUGUCUUUUAAAUAUCUAGCCAAUUGCUCUAUUCUAAUAUUCUUUUUUUCCCUCUCCCCCAAAUAGAUGAAGAAGAAGCAAAUGACAAAACUCUUAUGUACUAUGUAAAUGAUGGGGUUUAUGGCUCUUUUAACUGCAUCCUGUAUGAUCAUGCACAUGUCAAACCAGUUUUGCAAAAGGUACUAUGUGUAUCUUUUAUAUUGUAUUGUAUUAUAUAGUGUAUUUCUGUAUAAAAGUAUACUGUUAAACUUAAGCCCAUUUGUGCUGUAGGUAACUGUUACUUGUCAUUUAUCUAUGCCAGAUACUUAAAACAGGAAAAACAAAAGGGCAUCGGUUCUUGCAGAACUGGUAUAAUGUAGAUCUAACUCAGUGACUCUGACUCCCCACAUCCCCCAGGACCUUUUGAAAAAUACUAUGGGUCUUGGUGGAGCUCAGUUGUUGUUCUGCUUGUUGUAACAGCUGCAAUUCCAUAGAAUUCACAUUGUGAUGCAAUAAGAUACAAUAUAAGAAAUAAAAGCAAUAAAAUACAAUUUAAACAUCAGCAUGACUAUUCAGUGUGAUGGAUGUGCCUCCUCCCAUCUUCAGCUAAAAAUCCACAGAUGACACAAACCACAGUUUGAGCAAUCCUAUUCUAACUCAUCUCAGCAUUAUGUAGUAAUGGAACACAUUCUAAAUACCAUAUUAUUCGUGAUUGUCUUAUUGUUGACUGCUGUGGCAGUAUGUAUGCAAUAACUACUUAAAUUUUAAAUUAUUUCCAGAGACCUAAGCCAGAUGAGAGGUACUAUUCCUGCAGCAUAUGGGGACCAACCUGUGAUGGCCUAGAUCGCAUUGUUGAGCGCUGUGGCUUGCCAGAGUUGCAGGUUGGGGACUGGAUGUUGUUUGAAAACAUGGGUGCCUACACAGUGGCAGCUGCUUCUACUUUCAAUGGAUUCCAGAGGCCAACAAUACACUAUGUAAUGUCAAGACCAGCAUGGUUAGUAGUUCUGCUUUUAAUGAAAGUACACUCUUAAGUUUGACUUAAGUGUGAGUAAACUUUUGUUUGAGAAAGGUUAUGUAGAUUAUUAUGAUAGGAUAGAAUAUAAAUAGACUGUGCACUCCACCCUGAGUGCACAGAACACAUUCAGAUUCUUUGGUUGACUUACUUAAUAGCCUGCCUCACUAGCCAGUUGCCUGGUUUGCAUGCAGUUUUAAUCCAUAGUUCAUUUUAACAGUCAUGGCUGGGGAAACCCAGCCAGAUGGGUGGGGUAUUAAAUUUAUUAUUAUUAUUAUUAUUAUUAUUAUUAUUAUUUAUUAAUCUCCCCACCACCACCACCACUCCUGACUGCCUUGGGAGGGAACAAGCCGGUUUGGUUUGUUACGAGUUGUGACUGUGGGCUUGUGUCUUUCAAACAGCAUGAGGGGUAAGCUAAGAACAAACCUUGACUUCUGUUUGUAGAAGAAAAUUAAACGCAAGCCAGGGUUCAUAUCUCACAACAAACAAGAUAGGUUUGUUUCCUCCCACACAUAGCAGGGGAGGAACAAAACCCUCAUGCAUGUUAAACCAUAGUUUAACGUGAGAGAACUGGACAGCCAAUUUUGCUGUCAUGUUUUCUCUAGUUCAGGGGGGCUGCUGUUUGGAAGGCUUGCUUUAUCAUUAUGACUUCGUCACAGUUCUAUGAAAGUGCAGAAGCUCAUGUUGAGUGCAGAAUUCACCUGUUUGAGAAUCUCAGCAUAAUCUUAAAAAUAAAUCCUCAAGGGUGUGAGUGCAGUGCUUGGCUAAAACUCAGAAGGCAGAGCAUUUUCAAAAUAAGGUCUGUGGUACAUAGUUUUUACUUUCCCAUAGCUAGGAAGUGCAGUGAUUUGUACUGGUCACAAUCCUUUUUGGUGCAGAAUCUAGCAGUGAUUAGUAGAGGGUACACACAGUCAUGGUUAUCUAGGCCAUCUAGGUUACUUACUCUAUUUCUUUCUCUCCCCCUUAUUAGGCAAUUGAUGCAGCGGAUAAAGGAGCAAGGUUUUCAAGCUGAAGUGGAAGAGCAAGAUGUCACUUUGCCACUCUCAUGUGCCUGGGAAAGUGGGAUUGAACACUAUCCAGCAGCUUGUGCUUCAGCUAGCAUUAAUGUAUAG
Podarcis lilfordi (Lilford's wall lizard) is the source of this 42125-nucleotide messenger RNA. The record is from the annotation of a GenBank genome assembly. NCBI's taxonomy places the organism in Eukaryota, Metazoa, Chordata, Lepidosauria, Squamata, Lacertidae.